AUGUGCAUACCAUGGGAUGAUGCCCUUUCUUUCUUUCACACGCAUCUUCCCCCAUUGAUGGAUACCACCGAGCCGCCCGCCAUUAGCAUCGCUGAUCCUCCCUUCAACGACCCUUCCAAUUUUGCAGAUCUAGUGAUUCGUACAGCAGACAACGUUGAUUUCUUCGUCGUCAAGGUGCUCUUGUCGCUGAAAUCGCCUUCAUCUUUCUUCCGAAACGUGUUGGAGGCGAGCCAUCACACCGAGGAAAGGGAUGGCCUUCCUGUGCUGGAAGUCAAAGAAGACAGCAGCACAUUCAGGACCGUGCUCUUCUUCUGCUAUCCGUAUAGCAUCCCUAAAAUAACGACUGUCGGGCAGUUCAUGAAGGUGGGAAUGGUGCUGGACAAGUACUGUAUCGAUAACGCGUUCGAGCGAUUCGUCCGGGCCGUCCUGGCGUCAUCCAUGAUCAAAGAACAGUCAUUACAGGUUUUUUCAGUGGCAGCCGCUAAUGGAUGGAAAAAGUUGGGCGAAAAAGCCGCGAGGAACUCGCUCGCUGUACCUCUGGAACCAGAAGUUGAGCAUGAGGAGUUCAAAUAUAUGAAUGCCCUGCAGUAUUUGCGUCUCCGGGCCUAUCGCAGAAACUGUACAAAGGCUGUGCAGGGUAUGAACGUUAGAGGAACAUCUAAAUUUACAGGGAUAUUAUGGUUGGAACGCUAUUCGGAACCUCUUUUACAACAAGGAUUAUUAAUAAGGUCGUAUGGGAGGCCUGUAGCGUGUCCAUGGUGUCAGCAGGAAGGACCUUGUUUAAUUGAGACGAAACCAAGGACUGUGUACUCGGUUCACGGUUGGUUGGAUGACUAUCUGGAUUUAGUGUGCACGCAGGUGUCGCAGCGACCUUGGCCAGAUAUCGCUCUGGAUGAGGGUAUCAUUCAGAACGCCAUCGUGGAGAGUAUUGCAGAAUGCCGUGACCAGGAGUGGGCCAAGGUCGCAGCUCACCACGUUCGUCUGCUUGGGAAGAUGCUAGCACAGGAGAUCGAGAGGCAACCGGAAUUGAAGAUUCAACAAGCGCACACCGCCCGCUAUCGGAGCGACCUGAUAAUGAAAAUCGACGCAGCAUCGUUAUGUACGCCGUUUUGCGCUGUCGUCUAUGGUACGGAGCGGAAGGUACGCUAUUCCUACUAUCAGAGACGCGAGCGUGGAACGCUACUGCGUGUUUGGGGGCUUGGACAAUGGCCAAAAAAACUUUUUUUUGAGGUCAUUGACGGGGAAACCAGUCAUAUCAUUGGCGUACUGGGCCAUGGUGGCUCCGAGUCGCAAGUUAUUGAAGACAUCAGUUAG
Messenger RNA from Guyanagaster necrorhizus, 1314 nucleotides. RefSeq lists its product as uncharacterized. The transcript is spliced from 3 exons. Bases 1 to 1314 code for a protein of 437 amino acids. Lineage: Eukaryota; Fungi; Basidiomycota; Agaricomycetes; Agaricales; Physalacriaceae. The record is from RefSeq and is a predicted model, not a curated record. Gene Ontology annotation, molecular function: protein binding.